Pseudopipra pipra is the source of this 1624-nucleotide messenger RNA. Its product is annotated as zinc finger protein 239-like. Bases 91 to 1245 code for a protein of 384 amino acids. The transcript is spliced from 3 exons. Gene Ontology annotation, molecular function: RNA polymerase II cis-regulatory region sequence-specific DNA binding; DNA-binding transcription factor activity, RNA polymerase II-specific. Lineage: Eukaryota; Metazoa; Chordata; Aves; Passeriformes; Pipridae. The record is from RefSeq and is a predicted model, not a curated record. Gene Ontology annotation, biological process: regulation of transcription by RNA polymerase II.
CGCAGAGCCAGCGCCAUUUUGGCUUCCGGGACUCCGUGAUGGCGGCGGGGUCUGUUUGUCGUUGAUUUGUCCUUCCCAAAGCUUGGCCAGAUGGAGGAGGCUGCGAGGAAGAGGAAGAUGCCUUGGGCCCCCCAGGCAGGCCCCGAGCUGAGGACAGAGAGCCCGGAGGACAAAUCCCCCCGUGAGACCCUGGUGGGAGAGGCCGUUUUGAAGGGCUCCCCGGCGCAGGAAGGCAGCGGGGAGGAAAAGGGCCGGAGAUGCCCCCGCAGGAGGGGCUCCAAAGCCAGCCCAGGGUGCUCUGAGGAGGAAAGAGCCAGCCUGUGCCGGGAAGGCGGCCGGAGCUUGAGGGGGAGCUCUGAGCUGGUGGUCCCUGAGCAGCCUCCCAGCAGGGAGAAGCCCUUCAGAUGCUUGGAAUGUGGGAAGAGCUUCAGGAAGAGCUCCUACCUCCUCACCCACCUGCACAUUCACACUGGGGCACGGCCCUACUCAUGUGGGGAAUGUGGGAAGAGCUUCAACUGCAACUCCAUCCUGAUCCAACAUCAGCGCAUCCACACUGGGGAACGGCCCUACACGUGUGGGGAAUGUGGGAAGAGCUUCAGCCAUAGCUCCCACCUUAUCCAACAUCAGCACAUCCACACUGGGGAACGGCCCUACAUGUGUGAGGAAUGUGGGAAGAGAUUCAGGCAGCGCUCCACCCUCCGCAAACACCAUCGCAUCCACACUGUGCAGAAGCCGUACAAGUGUGGGGAAUGUGGGAAGAGCUUUAGGCAGAGCUCCGAAAUGAUCCUACACCAGCGCAUCCACACUGUGCAGAAGCCUUACAAUUGUGGGGAAUGUGGGAAGAGCUUUAGGCAGAGGUCUGGAAUGAUCCUUCACCAGCGCAUCCACACUAGGCAGAAGCCCUACAAGUGUGGGGAAUGUGGGAAGAGCUUUAGCCAUUGCUUUGAAAUGAUCCUACACGAGCGCAUCCACACUGGGGAACAGCCGUAUGUAUGUGGGGAAUGUGGGAAGAGCUUCAACCAGAACUCCUACCUCGUCAGGCACCAGCGCACCCACACCGGGGAGAGGCCCUACAAGUGUGGGGAGUGUGGGAAGAGCUUCACCGAGAGCUCUAAGUUGACCAGACACCAACAGACCCACCGGCAAGGGAAGCCCUCGAGUGCCCCGACUGCAGGAAGAGCUUCGGCCGCUGCUUCCACUCCCAAUGAACCCCCUGAUGGGGAGGCAACCCCUGGAGUCCAGUGACUGUCAGUCCAUCCCUUUCAACCAGAAAGGGCCAGUCCCCUUUCACAGGGGCAGGUUCUUCCAACAGGACCCUUCCUGGGGUUGUGUGUGGAGAUUCCUGCCUUGGCUGGGGACCCCCCAAGGUCACUGCUGGAGGUUGAGAGCAGAGAUCUCCCCAUGAGUGCUGCUCUGGGGGAGUUCCAUCCAUCUCUAAUUAAGAAUUAUUGCUUUUGUGCCAGCUUUAGUAGAAUUGCUUCAACAAUUGCUUUAGUGUAGAGCACUGUCCUCUCUUAUCCUGUACUCCUGGUAGUUUUAGUGUUUGUAUUGUGCAGUAAUUAAUUGUGAUGAAGAUCUUUUUUCUGAUAAUUUGUAACCUUAAAUAAAUUCAUUUGUAUCAAUA